Molecule: messenger RNA, 3652 nt
Organism: Bursaphelenchus xylophilus (pine wood nematode)
Lineage: Eukaryota; Metazoa; Nematoda; Chromadorea; Rhabditida; Aphelenchoididae
Source: the annotation of a GenBank genome assembly
AUGGCGAAGAUUACGGUAAACCGACGGAGUUUUGUGGUUUUGGUAGUAGGUAGGUGUAUAUCCCGACCUUACCGAAGUUGUGAUCUUCAUUUUGCAUUUUUUUUAUUCCAAUUUCAAAGUUUUUGACCGCACUGUGCGAGAAACAUUUUUUUUAUUUUUUGCACAGUGCAGUCUAGCUUUUGGGGAAAAAAGUUGAGUGCACUGUGCAAAAAAUAUUCCACAGCGCACUGUGCAAAAUCACAAACUAAAAAUUUCUCGCACAUUGCAAAAUUUUUGCAAAAAUAUUUUCUCCGCACAGUGCAAUCCAAAUUUUAAGAAAAAAAUCGACUGCACUGUGCAAAAAAAAUUUUUUGAAGGCCAUCACACAACUUUUUUACCACAAAAAAAUUAAUAUUUUUUGAUUCCAGCACUGGCAACCUUCCUAACAUGGACAACAUUUACUAUUCUCUCCCCGAACAAAAGUAUUUUCUCUUCGAAAGGGAGUUUUUUCAUUCCCCCGGAGGGCUUGAUGCCCGGCUUCGGAAUUAGUGGCGAACGAGGGCUGGAGAAGUCCGCGGAGGUCGUUGAUAAGCCAUUGGAAGCCGAGGUUCGAAAGGAAAAGGAGGAUUUGGGGGAAGGAUCCAGGGAAAUCGGGCAUUUGGAUGGGAUCGUCAAGGUAAAAAUGAAAUUCAUUUGGUAAAUAAUCGGGAUUUUUUGAUCGAACUUUAUCUCAAAAAAUUUGUGGGGCUUUUUUGACGAAAUUUCACCAAAAAAUCUCAAUCGUUUCUGCGAAUUGUGUGCGAAAAAUCCGUUUAAAAUCGGAUUUUAAGUUCUCAAAAAAAAAAAAAAAAAAAAAAAAAAUCAGGACUCUCGCGUCGUGGCUGAAGGUCAAAAUGAAGACGACACAAACAGAGAACAACCCGCAAAUGCCCAAAAAAGGCCUACAAACGAUGCCAACGACAACAACAACGAUCAAAAUCAGCCCUUCGAAGUUGCGAAGCCGAUUGCCCCGCCAGACCUGGAAGAGAAAAAGAAUGAGCCGAAGCCGGCCGAAACUGUAAAGAAUCGUGGCGUUGAGGACCCGAAUAACCCGCUGAUUCCCGACGCCCUCGACUCCGAAGAGCACGACAUUGCGAAUCCCGAGGAGGACAGCAAAGAGCAUGGUCAAGAUGUCGACAUCGCGAAAAUCACCGGUAAUUUGCAGCGCUUUUACUCCACAAGAACCUCGGAAAUUCCCAAUUUACUUUCAGAACUGAAAGCAGCCCUCCAUCAAUUCGCAAAUUUAACCGCCAACCUGACUCAUCUGCAAAAAGCAUCGGACUUGAAGGACAGCUCGCAUCCAGAGGUGUUGCCAAUGCCGGAUAGGGUAAGAAAAAUUGGUUUUUUGCUACAGUGACGGGCCCGAUCCAGUGGCAAAGAAACGUACCAUUUUGCAUCCGGGAAGCAUCAAAAAUGUGGCAAAAUGCUUCCCUCUCCAAAGUGAAAAAACUUUGUUUUGAAGGGCGCGCUUUUGAAAUCGGAGUUUUUUUCACUUGGAGAGAGAAGCAUUUUGCCACAUUUUUGAUAUUUCCCGGAUGCAAAAUGGCACAUUUUUCGCCACUGGAUCGGGCCCCCCGCUGUAUAAAAUAAUAUUUUGAAUAUCGAUCGGAAAAGAUUGAUUGUUUUUUCAGCCCAUCCGUUCUCCCGAGCAAGAAGCCUUCGAGGCGUCCCUUCAAAUGGACCAAUUCCGCCUGAGGCUAGCCAAUUUCGAAUUGGAUUACAAGCUCUUGAAACCGAACGACACCAGUCUCUGCAAGGGCAAAAAAGCGCUGGUCAUGGUGAUGUCGGUCGCGAACAGCGACAAGGCCAAGCGUCAGCGUUACGCCCUCAGGGAGAUUCUGCAAAAUCAGACCAACUCCAAUAUUAUUUUCAAGUUUAUCGUGGGCUAUCAGAAAGACAUGAUGGUGGAUGUGUUGCAGCACGAAAUUCGGGAUUACAACGAUAUUGUGUACUACGACGCGGAGGAUACCUAUUACAAUAAUUUCAUCAAGUGGUGGGUUACUGUGUGUUUUGGGGACUUUGAGCAAUAUUUAAAAAGUGUAAUUCUUCGAUUUCUCAAAUUUCACAGACUCCAAAUAGUCUAUAAAUGGAUUCUUAAAAACUUUAGUUCGCGGUUUGCGGGCGCAUCCGAGAUGUUCAACGAACUUUACACAUUCCGUUACAAAAGUAUACAUACCCCAUGGAAAAUUGCAGUAUCUAAGGUCUGGUAAGAGCUAUCCAAAAACAGCAAAAAGCAUUUGAAAGCGCAUGUCGAAGAACUUAUUACAGCAUGGAAUCAGAGCAGCCGGGGAAAAAAUUUGGUCUAAUUUAAAAAAUUAAUAUCAACCUCAUGUACAAGAUCAAAGAUGACCCGCAAAGGCAAUACAUGGGUAAUGUGCAACGGAAUGGAAUGUAAUACACUUUCUAGUACUAUGUAGAACACGAUGGAAUGAAAUGGGGGUAGGCUAGAUGAAAACCUGAGCCAGAUUGGCCAAAAAUCGUCAGAGGUAGGCAUACUCUUGAAACGGUCAAAAAUAUUAAAACAGUUGUCAAAUCGACUAAAAUAUUUUUCGCCGGCAGAUUCCACGCGGUAAUAGGUUCUUCAACAUGCUCUUUCAAAUGGCAUUAGCGGUUUUUCGAUAGCUCUUACCAAACCUUAGAUACUGCAAUUUUCCAUGGGGUAUUUAUACUUUUGUAACGGAGUGUAGAGAGCACGUGAGUUGAAGAGGGACGGUCAGAGAAAAAUUUUUUUUUUAAUUUCGCAUUUUUUACCAUUUUUCAGGUACGUCAUGUACGAAUGGCAGCAAGCCUACUGCAAAGACGCCGAAUAUUUUGUGAAAAUGGACGAUGACUCGGUAGUGUUGUUCGACCGCCUUUUCAAGUGGGUCGACCGAAAUUUUGACGGCAAAACGACCAAUAAAACGGACUAUGUGAUCUGCCAAAUGGUCUUCCGAAAAGGGCCAAUUAGGAAUCCCAGGAGUAAAUGGUAGGAGAUCGAAGGCCGAAAUUUUCUCAUUUUUAGGUACGUCCCCGAGUUCGAAUACCCCGAAGAAAGAUACCCGGACUGGUGUACCGGGUUCGUGGCGUUUAUGCCAUCCACAACGGUUGGGAAAUUGUUCGAGGCCUCGCAUUCGGCCAACAAACUGCAUAUCGAUGACGUUUUGUUUACUGGGAUUGCUGGCCGAAUCGCCAAAGUUCCGCUCAUCGAUUUUCAGGGCGCAAGGGAAAGGGUGCGUGUGAAUUUGGUUUAUAGGGGAAGUAUCCCAAGUGCGACGCUUAGAUUUUGAUGAAGCUUGUCUUUAUCCUUGCUCGCACUUUGCAGAAACAACCGAGAUUUUUAGAUCGAAAGUCGGCGAAAAUUUGAAACUUUUUAACGAAUUUCGGCACGAAAAGUUUCAUACCUAUUUCUACCAUAACGGGUAACGUCUCCACAAAAAAUUGUUUUUUUCCUCACGAAACUAACAAAGUUAUGGCCGAAUUCCAAACAAAAAAAAAUUUCUUGCAGCUUCGAACCAACUAUCGUUGUACGGAGGACGGACUUCCAUAUCCAUUUGCCACACAUUACAACAAAGUUCCCUACACUUUGAUGAGAUCCUACAACAGGCUACUCAACUUAUGGUGCAAACCCAAAAAGCCUGUGGAGAAACCGUCGUAA